Ipomoea nil (Japanese morning glory) is the source of this 2762-nucleotide messenger RNA. RefSeq lists its product as uncharacterized. NCBI's taxonomy places the organism in Eukaryota, Viridiplantae, Streptophyta, Magnoliopsida, Solanales, Convolvulaceae. The transcript has 4 exons. The coding region runs from base 1 to 2751 and encodes 916 amino acids. The record is from RefSeq and is a predicted model, not a curated record.
AUGGAGAGAAAAGAAGCUUUUGUUGUUAGCCAUAAGGAACCACAGCUCCUGGUACCUGCUAAACCUACACCCCAUGAAAUAAAGGAAUUAUCAGACAUAGAUGACCAAAAAAGUCUGAGGAUUCAUGUCUCUUUGAUCAUGUUCUAUAGGGCAAAUCCCCGGAUGAAAGCAAAGGAGCCUGUGGAAGCCAUUAGAGAUGCAUUAGCUGAAGCUCUUGUAUGGUACUACCCUCUUGCAGGUCGCCUUAUUCAUGGCCCUAAGGAUAAGUUGAUGGUGGAUUGCAGUGGUGAAGGGAUCUUGUUCGUGGAAGCAGAUUGUAAUUUCAGGUUGGAAGAUGUUGGCGAUGCCAUUAAGCCGCCAUGUUUGUACUCCAAGGAGCUCCUGUAUCAAGUGCCUGGCUCUGAUGGAAUACUCGGCUGCCCAUUGAUGUUAGUUCAGGUUACGAGGUUGAUUUGUGGAGGAUUUGUGGUGGCUAUACGUGCAAACCAUGUUCUAAGUGAUGGAUUAGGUUUAGCACAAUUUGUGAAGGCUGUGGAAGAGUUAGCUCAGGGUGCAUCUUCACCUUCAACUAAACCUAUCUGGAGAAGAGAAUUAUUGACUGCAAAACAUCUUCCACCUCCACUCCAAACAACCUACGACCACACAGAAGCAUAUGACAUUAUCAGCCACAAAUCAAUAACAGAUCCCUAUGACAACUUGGUUAGCCGUUCUUUCUUUUUUGGCCCCAAAGAGAUGAAAGCCAUCCGCCAAAAACUUCCACCGCAUUAUACUCAACCACACUCAAAGUUUGAUUUGAUUACAGCUUCCGUAUGGAUAUGUCGGACACGAGCCUUAGAGUUCGACGGCGACGAGACCGUCGCCGUCAUAUGCGCGGUUAAUGUACGUGACAAAGGUCCACCUGAGCUGCGCGACGGCUACUAUGGCAACGCGGUGGUGGUUUCCGCGGCGGUGGCAAAAGCUGGGAGGUUAUUAUUAUGUGAUAAUAGCCCGUUAGAGUAUGCCGUGAAGUUGAUAGAGAAGGCGAAGAGUAGAGUGAGUGAAGAUUACGUUAGGUCGGUGGUUAAGUUUUUGGAUUCGAAUGGAAGGCCGCCAUUGUUGAGGUCACGUAGCAGUAUUGUUGUUACUGAUUUGGCAAGAUUAGGGUUUCAUCAAAUAGAUUUUGGAUGGGGGAAACCAGUGUAUGGAGGGACCAUGGAUGGAGGAGCAUCAGCCACCGCUAUUACUCAUGCUCGCUACCGGAAUAGCGACGGUCAGGACGACGUGCUUGUGCCGGUUUUCUUGCCGGCGGCGGCCAUGAAGAGGUUUGAAGAGGAGAUGAACAAGUUCACAGCUCUUGAGCCUCGUCAAGCAAGAAAACAAGCUUUUGUUGUUAACCAUAAGGAACCACAGCUCCUUGUACCCGCUAAACCUACACCCCAUGAAAUAAAGGAAUUAUCAGACAUAGAUGACCAAAAAGGUCUGAGGAUUCAUAUUUCUAUGAUCAUGUUCUAUAGGGCAAAUCCCCUCAUGAAAGCAAGGGACCCUGUGGAAACCAUUAGAGAUGCAUUAGCUGAAGCUCUUGUAUGGUACUACCCUCUUGCAGGUCGCCUUAUUCAUGGCCCUAAUGAGGAUAAGUUGAUGGUGGAUUGCAGUGGUGAAGGGAUCUUGUUCGUGGAAGCAGAUAGUAAUUUCAGCUUGGAAGAUUUUGGUGAUGCCAUUAGACCGCCAUGUUUGUACUCCAAGGAGCUCCUGUAUCAAGUGCCUGGCUCUGAUGGAAUACUCGGUUACCCAUUGAUGUUAGUUCAGGUUACGAGGUUGAUGUGUGGAGGAUUUGUGGUGGCUAUACGUGCAAACCAUGUUCUAACUAAUGGAUUAGGUUUAGCACAAUUUGUGAAGGCUGUGGAAGAGUUAGCUCAGGGUGCAUCUUCACCUUCAACUAAACCUAUCUGGAGAAGAGAAUUAUUGACUGCAAAACAUCUUCCACCUCCACUCCAAACAACCUACGACCACACAGAAGCAUAUGACAUUAUCAGCCACAAAUCAAUAACAGAUCCCUAUGACAACUUGGUUAGCCGUUCUUUCUUUUUUGGCCCCAAAGAGUUGAAAGCCAUCCGCCAAAAACUUCCACCGCCGCCGCCGCAGACUCAACGACGACCAACCUCAAAGUUUGAUUUGAUUACAGCUUGCAUAUGGAUAUGUCGGACACGAGCCUUAGAGUUCGACGGCGACGAGACCGUCGCCGUCAUAUGCCCGAUUAAUGUACGUGACAAAGGUCCACCUGAGCUGCGCGACGGCUACUACGGCAACGCGGUGGUGGUUUCCGCGGCGGUGGCAAAAGCUGGGAAGUUAUUAUUAUGUGAUAAUAGCCCGUUAGAGUAUGCGGUGGAGUUGAUAGAGAAAGCGAAGAGUAGAGUGAGUGGAGAUUAUAUCAGGUCGGAGGUUAACUUUUUGGAUUCGAAUGGAAAGCCGCCAUUGUUGAGGACACGUAACAGUAUUGUCGUUACUGAUUUGACAAGAUUAGGGUUUCAUCGAAUAGAUUUUGGAUGGGGGAAACCAGUGUAUGGAGGGACCAUGGAUGGAGGAGCAUCAGCCACCGCUAUUACUCAUGCUCGCUACCGGAAUAGCGACGGUCAGGACGGCGUGCUUGUGCCGGUUUUCUUGCCGGCGGUGGCCAUGAAGAGGUUUGAAGAGGAGAUGAACAAGUUCACAGCUCUUGAGCCUCCUGAAAUUUUAAACAUACCAUCCAAAUCAUUUCGUAAAUCUGCUCUAUAAAUUAGCUUGAA